CCCUUCCUCCCGCCUCCCCGCCCCCGGCUCCGCAUCGCCGCGGCCGGAGCACACGCCGCCCGCCCGAGGAUGCUCCGCGCUUUGUUCGCCCGCCGCAGCCUUUGGGAGGACUCUCGUCCUGACUCGCUGAAGGUUCCUCUCCCUCUUCCCCCAGCCCCUCAUCCGUGCUCGGCGCGGCAGCCCACCCGGGCGGGCACCCCAUAUCAGCCCUCUCCCGUGCGCCGGGGAAGUUGCUGACAUGCCUGCCGCCGGGUCCCGGUGCACCGGCAGCGGCGGGGAGCCGGAUUUAAAGGGGAAUUGUGCUGCAGACAAUGCACAGCAGCAGCAUCUGGAGCAGCCCUGGGGACCGGAGCUCCGGUUUUGACAUUGCUGCACACACAGAACCAGCCGCAAUGACAGCAGCUGCCUGGAGUGGCUGCAGGCAGCAGGCAGGAGCAUGAAGUAGAGCGAUCACUGCAGUGCUCAAGAUGAACUCCUCUUUGGUUGGCAACCAGAGUGGCCGGCCCUUCUGUCUCCUGGCCAUUAGCUAUUUGGAGACCAUCAAUUUUUGCCUCCUGGAAGUGGUUAUUAUUGUGUUCCUCAUGGUGCUGAUUAUUUCGGGCAACAUUAUUGUGAUAUUUGUCUUUCACUGUGCACCUCUGCUGAACCACCACACCACCAGCUACUUCAUCCAGACUAUGGCGUAUGCUGACCUCCUGGUGGGCGUGAGCUGUCUGGUGCCUUCUUUGUCUCUGCUGCACUAUCCUAUUGUUUUGAGUGAGUCCUUGGUUUGCCAAAUCUUUGGUUACGUGGUGUCAGUGCUGAAGAGCGUCUCCAUGGCCUCCUUGGCCUGCAUUAGCAUUGACAGAUACAUCGCCAUCACGAAGCCGCUGACCUACAACACGCUGGUUACCCCGUGGAGGCUGCGAAUCUGCAUCCUGACCAUUUGGCUCUACUCCUGCCUGGUCUUCUUACCCUCCUUUCACUGGGGAAAGCCUGGAUACCACGGGGAUGUGUUCCAGUGGUGCGCCAAUUCCUGGAACACCGACCCCUAUUUCACCCUGUUCAUUGUGGUGAUGCUCUACGCCCCGGCCGCCUUCAUCGUCUGCUUCACCUACUUCAACAUCUUCCGCAUCUGCCAGCAGCACACCAAGGAGAUCAACGAGAGGCGGGUGCGCUUCAGCUCCCAGGAUGGGGAGGCUGGGGAGGCACAGCCCUGCCCGGACAAGCGCUAUGCCAUGGUCCUGUUCCGCAUCACCAGUGUCUUCUACAUCCUGUGGUUGCCCUACAUCAUCUAUUUCCUGCUGGAGAGCUCCAAUGUCUACAGUAACCGCGUGGCGUCCUUCUUGACCACUUGGCUUGCCAUUAGCAACAGUUUCUGCAACUGUGUCAUUUACAGUCUCUCCAACAGUGUCUUUCAGAAGGGGCUGAAGCGCCUCUCGGGGGCCAUCUGUGCCUCGUGCGCUAGACAGAGGGUAGCCAAGGACUCCUCUACCUCCAGGAGCAAAAGAUCUUCCAAUGGAUGUCAUGUCUAGGACGCCCGUCAGCUGGACUGGGAAGUGCAGGGACGAUUCCGCAAAUUGCGAGAUAAGUUAGAUAGGUUUUUAAGAUGUCCAGAUUUGCAAAAAGGUUUCUGAGAAAUGCUGCUGACACAGAAGAAUCAGGAGCACAUGUCGUUGUGGUUUCGCUUUAAAAAAUGAUUGCUGUGGAGGAGGCUGUGGAGUUUCACCUCCAUAUUCGUUUUAAAGAAUAAAGCUGUAUCUUGACACUUACCUCUCCAGCUGGUGUGACUGAAUGGAGUGGGUGUCUGAGAGCUUCGGCAAAAUGCAGUCUUUCUUACAGCUUUACUGGGUUCUUUGGAGAUUCGUGCUUCACAUGUAAAUGAUAGAGCUGAAGUGGAAAUGUCACAGUCUAUGGUAUAUUACAGGGAUUUUUUUAAUAUAUGCCAAAGUAUAUUGACACAACGUUCCAGCGUCAGAACAGAAGGGGCCAAACAAUUUGUUUUUCAGUGCUACCUAGACAGGACUUGUAGAACAGGAGUGAACAAUGUGAACAUUUCAGUGUGAACUCAGUUUUAAUGAGCCGUGAGUGCAGCGAUGUGAUCUGAGCAGUCGGAGGCUUGGGGCCGAUCUGGGUCCGUGCCCUGUUUCCCUGGUAGGAUGCAUGUUUGGAUCAGAGUGUGGCAUCUGCGUUUUCCUGUUUGUUGUGAAGUAAGAAGAAAAACUUGGAUCAGACCAAAUUUAGCAGUUAAAUAAAAUGUGUUUUGAUAAGCUAUGAGAAAAUACGUGUUGCUUUAUGAUACCAGAGUUGUGGCAACCACUCGAGGCUGAUGCCAACAUGUGAAAAUUAUUCUCAAACCAGUGGAGAAAUGCCACGGGUUUGGAUGUGGAAAUUUUCUCAAGAACAACUUUAAAAAUAACAUGUCCCUUUUUUUUUUUUAAUCUAAAUUCUUCUGAUAUUUUACAUACUAGAACUUAAGGGGAAAGGAAAGAAAACAAUUGUCUUCUAAACAGCUAAGGGAACUAUGUUGUAAAUUUAACUGUAGUAUUUGAGUUAUUCAUAAGUGCACAGAGCUAAAUCAGAGACAUUUUUCUUUAGCCUUCAUGGGAUUAAAGAUGGUUCAAAUAUAGCAGGAGCUAAAUCCUGUUGGCAAACACAUAUCUGACUGGUCAGACAAAGGCAAUAUCUGAGAAACCAAAUCUCACUGACCACAUUGUUCGAGCUAGCCUAGAUUAAAUGUUUGGAGUACUGGAAAGCUGUUAAGAAGGCAGUGUGGCAGAAUUGUUGAGUUUUUCCUAAAGAAUAUCCUUGUAUUUUUUCUGAUGCCAUUUUGGAAAAUGGAAGCGAACCAAGUGUUCCUGUAACAGUGGGUUAGGUUGUAUUGUCCUGUGGCAGCCUGUCCCUCCACCACACCUGCUCUGAGGGCAGGUUGUGCAUCCCCGUGUUUAUCCCUCCUUGGUGCUGUGAGCUCAGGGAAUUCCCUGUGCUGCUCUGGUACAGCUGGUGUGUGCUGUUAGUCACAGUGGGAACGAAGAAAGCUUAGGGAAAAGGAUCAUUUUAGAAUUGGGGGGGAUUCUCUUGGCCGGAGGGAAGACUCUGUGUUUUUGUUAAAUGGUGUCAGACUGUCUGUUGUUCUAGAUCAGGAUCAUCUUUUCAGUGUUCUGCCCUGUCCCUCCAGCAAUCCCCCCUCCUCCUCUCUGCUCUGCUGGGAGCCCUUUGCCCUGGAGGAUCCCAGCCCACGUCUCUGCCCGUCACAUGCCAGGAUUGCUACAGUCCCUGCUGCCCAUCCACAUUUGCUCCAGAACCAUCUCCUGGGGCUGCCCGUGAGGAAACAGGGAAGGGCAGAGAGAGCAGCAGGAUGGAGCACUCCUGGCACAGCACAGCCUGUGCUUGUGAGCACUCAGUGCUGAUGCACUCGGUUCCUCUCUGGGGUGAGUGUGUCCCUGUUCUGGGGAGGAUGGGGCACAACCCCUGCGGCUGCCGCCGCCUUCCCUUGGGGACCCCAGCGGCAAAGCAUUUACCCUGUAUCUUGAUCUGCUCCCAGCAUGUUCCCUCCACAGCCCAAACCUCUCAAGAUAAACUUCCUCCUCAGUUCACCUGAUAUUUUAAGAGCACAGGCUGUGUAAACCCCGCUGGCUUCCCGUGGCAUGUCCUGUUGUCCUCUGUAGUAGGACAGAGUCUGGAGCCGGGGCUCGUGCCGGGUCCUGCAGACACGGCAGAGGUGAAUUGUUCUGCAGAGCCCUCGCAGUCUGAACGUUGGUUAGACACAGACAGCCGUGGGGGGAGUGCAGGGGUGUAGUGAGUCAUUUCUGAGGGGUAUAAUAAGCUCCCAGCACAUCAGCUGGCUCAUUGUUCUCCAGCGGUUUGUGGGUAUUGUGGCAAAGGUGGGCUUUGGGGAACAAUUUAAGGGCUUUAGUCACUAAUAUCAAAGUGUGUGUGUGUGUGGUAUUUUUGGAACAGCCUCUCAGGUAAACUCCCAAUAGCUUUUCUCUGCUCUUCACCUUAUCUAACAUUUCCAAGUCUUUGAAGUGAUGCAAUGUAUCAUUGAAAUAGCAUUUGAUUAAAACUUAAUGGAAGAGAAGAAUCUGCUGGGGCCUAAAACCCCAGAAAUGGCAGUUUCAGGUUUAAGUGGAAGCAAAGACUGUUGCUUCUGGUUUUUUUCAUGAAUAGGGGGUUUACAUAGUAUCAUUGUGUGCUAGUUUUGGAGAAUUUGGAAAAUUUUUAAAACUGGUAAGGGGUCUAAAUCGUGGCAUAGAGGUUUAACUGCUUCUGAGCCUGGAAUUGUGCUUGGAGCACAGUGACUGUUCCAGAUGCAGAUCCAUGCCUGCAGCUGUUGCUGCUUUGCAGCAAAGGCUCAGUUCUACAUUCCUGACAGCCAGGCUGUUUUCAGUUGCCUUACUCAUCUCCAAGUCUUCCUCAGCUCAGAUAAUCUCUGGGAGAGGUGAAAAUCGGAAUCUGGAAGUCUCCAAGAGAUGAGGAUGGAGAGGAGUUGCAGCCCAUUGGUGCAUUCAGGUUUCAUCCAGUGUUUGUACAGACACUUUUAGUGUUGCCUCAGUAGCUUAUUUUUAGGUUCAAGUAUUUAUCUUUUUGUCUGUGUUAAUUUAUUGAUUUUUUUUUUCUUAAUUUAAAUUACGAGGGUGUUUUUUUCCUCGAAGUUAAUUUAAUGUUGAUGUAGGUUUGUUUGUGAUUAGAUGGUUUAAGUAUUCAUACCAUCAGAGCCUGUUGUCUUCAGUGGAACUGCAGGGGUGACUCCCGUUCACUGUGCCAACUGGAAGGAAUAAUUUUGCCAUCUAUUCCAUUGUUUGCUCAGCAGCCCGUUGGGCACCCUUUGUCGUGCAGCUCACACGAGGCACAGGGGUCCUUCCCAUCACAGGCUGUGCUAGGAGUUGUCAACAGCAAACUUUGCAGUUGGCUCCUUCUCAUCCUUGUGCACAUGGAGCUAAUCCUUCCCUGGCCCGGUGUGUGUCCGAGUGUGCUGCAGAGCUCUGCACAAAUAAAUGCCACUGAGGAGAGCACAGAAAUCAAAUUACAGCUUCGUGAAAAUUGGGUUGUGAUGUGAUUAAACGAACUAAUUUUGAAGUUCCAUCUCAGACUAUAAACUGAUUUUUUUAUUAGGGUUAUCUGCCUCGCUCUCAAAUUAAGCUGCUGGAAGGUUCAAUUCGCAGGACGCAAUUCAGUGGCUUUUUUUAGUGCCAUGGGAAGGAUUUCGAUGCUCACAACUUCUCAGAAGGUGAUAAUUUGCUUCAUCUAGAACACUUUAUUCUUUUUAAGGAUUACUGGAAGUUUAGGUUGUGGUUAUUUUGUCAUUUUCCAAAUAGACUGGGAGAAUAUCUGGGAAAUAUUAUUUUUUUAUGAUCUCAGUCAAGUGACAGUAUUUUUAAACUCAACAGAUAUGUUUUAUGUAAAACAACAGUUUUGCUGUUAUCUACUGCUAGGUUGUUUUUUUUUUUAUUAAAUGUUACCAGUUUCUUCAGUCUUGAUUUGUUGUUGGGGAUUUUGUACUUGUUUCUAAGCUUCUUGUGGCUCAGAAAUGUGUUUCUUCUGGUUGGAAUUCUGACAUGGCUCGGUGUCAGAGUGCCAAGGGGCAGCCUUGGAUGUUUGUCACAAGGAAGAAAGUGGUACAAAGUACUAAGGCACAGAGAAUGACAAUCUCCAAACUGCACCCCUGGGGCAUUGUCCCUGCCCUCUCACAGAAAGGUUUUACGUGUAAGAAUCCUAAAUUUCAGCAGUUUGUUCGAAAAAAGGCACUUGCAAGGCCUGGAUGUGAUGCGAGAUGGAAACAUUCAGUGUGCAAAUUGAAUAUGCAGAUUUUUUUUGCUUUUUAUUGUGGUGUUCCCAACUGCUGCAGUGAGCAAGGAUGUAACUCCAUGAGUUGGGAAGUCUGAAGUGUUUCAGUCUCAUCUUCCUUCCCAUCAGGGUUGGAAGUUGACAGAACUUUUCCUAAUUGAGGUUGAUGCUUUAAAAAAAAUGUCCCAGGAACCAACCAGUGUGUGAGUACAGGAAUCUGCCUUGAGCCAUUACAAACAGAAGGCCCAUUUAACAUUAUUCUGAUUACUUGACUCAUCCACUGUAGGUAACUUUAGCUUAAUAAGAGGAGGUGGUGGUUUUGGAGGGCUUUUGUUGUCGUUUUAACGCCUUUUUGGUGCUGAGUACUUGAAGCACCUGCUGAAACAUUGGCCUGACUUGGCCCUUAUUUUGUUGCUUGGUUUAGAAAUGUUUUUCUUCCCUUCCAGGACUUUGCAGAAUACAAUGGCACAUCCUUCCCGUGGUGUCAUUCAGGAUAAACUUGGAUUUUAAUGCACAUUUAUCCAAACGUUGUCUUUAAUAUUCUUUACCAGAUGAAUGCUGUGGGGUGUGUGGGGCUGUUUUUUUUUUCUGUGACAUCAUUUUCUAGAGAAAUGAAAUGUUUGCUUUUGGAGGCAGCUUUGCUGAUGGUUCUCCACGCAGUACUGAGUUCUGUCACCUCUCAGCUCUUACUCCUGCUGCAGAGUUGGUAACAAGCCCCAGUCUGUGUCUGCUCUGCAGGCCUGUAGUGGUAGCUGCAGAUGGAAGUGGUUGUGAAUCUCUCCCAUAUCCCAUUUACAUCUCUUGAGCUUUAGCAGUUAAUGAAAACACUGACAGAAGUGAUGUUCCUGUAUCCUGAUCCAGCUUUAAUUACAGCCUCAGGUGUACUCCAGCAAUCUGUGCAGGCAGAACUGACCCUCUAGCUGGUGACUUUGUAGUUAUUUCAACUGAGAAAUAGAAGUUGUUAUUCACAAUCCGUCUUUGUUUCGUCCUGAAGCUGUUCUGGAGGAGUGUCCCAAUGCCCGAGCUGAUCAAAGGCUGUGCAGGCUCCGCUCCAGGACAGACCAGGAGGCACCAGGUCCCUGGGACUGACGCCUGUGCACAGGUUGAUAUCCAGGACCUUUAUUUGCUGAGAAGAUUUUAGAAAUACUGAGUGGAUGCAGAUUGCAUUGGACUAUAGGAUGUGGGUUUAGGUAGACAACCAUGUUUUGAAGUUGGUGAUCACUGCUCCACCUGGGCAGUACCUGGGUGUGAGGCACCUGAGAGUGGAGCACAGGGUCCCCUUGGGGGUUGGAAGGACCAGGGAGUCCAAACUGCCUGUUCUGACUGCUUUCUAAUUAGGAAUUUGUAAGAUUCUGUAAUUCAAAGCUUUGGCUUCUCUCUGAUGGUCAUUACUGGAGAUCCUUUUGUUCAAAGGUGACAUAAAUUCAAGUGACUCCUCGGAAAGAUGAACUCAAAUCUUGCCGUGCGUAUGCGAGUCGUUCUCAGCGUGAUCACGUGAGUCAAGCAAUCAAAUGCUUAAUAAACCAAGGCAUUACUUUUAUGGUAAAUUGAAAAAAGUUCUUCUGGGAUUUCAGCUGUAAAUGAAUCCUUGAAAAUCAAUAAUUAGAUUAGUAAAGGAUGACAUUUUAAUAUGCUGGCAGGAAUAUAGAGGGAUUUGUCAGGGGAAGCAAAACCAGACUUUGCACUAAAGUGGCUUAGGUAUAUUUAUAGUGCUAGUGAUUCUCUGUGUGUGUGUGUGGAAUCUUUGGACUAUUUUAAUAUAACGUAAGGCUUUGAGCUUUAGCUGACUCAAGUUGCUCGUUUUAUGAAGUUACAUUAGUACCACACUGUGAAGUAUUUUUAAAUAUUAGCAUUACUGAGUAUUAAAAGUAUUUCAUAAAAACAUUUUUUAAAACGUUUUCUGUAGAUGCUGUCAAAUGAAUUGAUGUUUAGUGUACAAAGAAAUAAAACCUGAGGGCUGUAAGGUACCUGUGUGUUUCUGAUCACCUCAGUUUUUGAGGGGUUAGGUAUUUCUUGAGGUUAAAUUGUCACUAAAACCUACUAAAAAUAAUGGUGCAGUUAAUCCUUUCAGGGGACAGGAAGCAGCAUUACCUCCAGCCGUGCUUUUGAACUGUCUGAAAGGAUUUGCAAUCAUGUGUGUUGUCUUGACAGACCUGUGUCUUUAGAAAUGCUGUACAGCACAGUCUUUUGCAGGUCCCUAUGCUGAUACAUUUCUCUCCAUAUGUAAUCUUUGAAAUCCAGUUUCUAUUGUAAUUCUAGCAUGUAAACACUAGAUUCAAUUUUGUAUUCCUCUAAUGAAUGCAACAGGAUGGAAACGAGUUUGCAACUGCUAAUGAUGAACUUUUUUACUGUUCUUAAUACUCGUGGGUAUGUCUUUUCUUCAGGGAUUUCGAACUUGUAUUCGUACCUUUUUUAAUUGUUCUUUUCACCUGCUGUUUACAAUUAAAGGCGAGCAUGGGAGGCUGUGCCUGCAUGUGCUUUUAGGUUGCUUUGCUGAAGGAAACACAGUGGAGUGAUCUUACCUUAAAACCUCUCUGCUGCCCAGAGAGGCUGUGGGUGCCCCGUCCCUGCAAGUGUCCCAGGCCAGGUUGGAGCAACCUGGGCUAGUGGAAGGUGUCCCUGCCCGUGGCAGGGGGUUGGAAUGAGAUGGGAUUUAAGGUCCCUUCCAACCCAAGCCGUUCCAUGAUUCUGUGAUGCUCGUUUUCCUUGUGUCCCACCCCUCUCCUUGCGCCUUCCCAGUCCCUGGUACAGCAGAAGCCACCAGUUAUUUGGUGCAUUAUCUGACCUCUGUCAGAGGGUUGUUACAGGGGUUUUGGGAGACAGUCCAGCUCCUUCCCCCAGUAGUGUUCCAGCUGGUAGUUUUUCCCUGAGUGUCAGUGAGAGGGCCAAGAACGGAUAAAAUCCCAGGUAAGAAUGUGUAUGUGUGUGUUUGUAAGAACUUGGUGCACCUUCAAAUGCUGGAAAUUGUUUUGUAUUAGAAGAUGAGAAAGAGCUGUGAGUGUGAAACGCCUGCUAGGAGGAACUCCAGGAAAACAUCCACCCAAACAGAUUAGAAAAGCAAACAGGUGAAUUAGAGCCUGUCCAACCCUUAAGAGUCUCUAAUGCUGGUUUAGUUCUGACCCAGUGGGGACUGUUGGGGUGUCGGGGGGGCUCCUCCGUGGCCCCUCCUCUGGCUGGCUCUGCUCUGCUUUGUACCUGCACAGGAGGGGGAUGGUGAAGAUGGGUGUGUUCAUACACAAGGCAGCUUGGGCAGAGUUCUUGUUGUGGCUCCAGAAUUACCUAUUUUGUGCCAACUCGGAACUGUUGUUAAAAUACAGGGCAGAGGGUUCUUCCCCCCCACCGUUUUAACAGACAUUUCUGUAGCUGAUUUUUCAACGAAGACUAAUAAUAAGAAAAACUAGAGUUGAGCCAAAAAAGACAAAUGUUACUGAUUUAAAAUAAUACUUGCAUAUUUUUAAUUACUAAAUGGAACUAGAUAAAUCGGAAGCAUGUAAAUAUCUGAUUCUAGAUCUUUGCAUAACUAUUUCCAAGAGGUAAUUUUGCUAUGAGCUAUUAAAACUCAAAGAAAUGUAUUAUUCCCUUUGAGGUGGUCUGUACCCCCAGCUGUGUCAUACAUCUCUUGGCUUGAUCCCUUUUUGCUGUAGAUGUACAUAUAUAUAUAUAUAUUUGUGUGCUGUGCAGCUGUACAGUCACUGCCACGUUGGAUUGAUUGUUUUAAAAUAGGUAUCUCUGUGUACUUUACAGGUGUGUGUAUGUGUCUCUCCAAACAAGCAAUUGAACACGGCAGUAGCUGUACAGUCACAGAGUUUAGGGCUUUGUACAAUAUGUAAUUUUAAGAAUGUCAAUGUGGUUCUUAGCGGAUUUUAUAAACACUUUUCUGAAUCUGUUAUCAGCACUUCCCAUCCUAAGAGAAACUGCACAUUUUUCAGUGAUUGUUCCACUGGUUACAUUUUUGUCUGCCAUUUGUUCUGGAUUGAUGUAAUCUUGAUACUACUACAAUUUCAAGGGCUGUUGACGCAUUUCACAUAGCCUAGGAUUGCCUGUUCUCCAAAUAUAUGGAUCAUGCAUCAACAGUACUAAGUAGCCUUACUGUUUGCCUAAAAGCCUAGCUAAUUUAUUUAAUACUCUCUCUUUAAAGAGAGGUCUCUGGAAGGGGUGGCAUAUUUUAGGAUGCUCCUUCUCUUUAAAGGGAAACUCUGAAUUGACUAGCAGUACUCGUUGAUCAGUGAUAUUAUUGUAGCCAAAGGAUGCAUGGGUGGUUUAAUAGGAAGUUUUUGCUUCAAGUUCCUUGAUGAAAUGUAGUGUUCUACAGAGCUGUGUGAAGAGUGUAGUUUUUUAUUCUGAAAUGCACUUGUACACUUUAUUUGAAAGGUCUGAAUGGAUCAUAAAUACAUUUAAGAAAUAAAUGAUAACGUCACAUGUUUUCA
This is a messenger RNA of Myiozetetes cayanensis, 10193 nucleotides long. It is a transcript of the gene GPR21, whose product is annotated as G protein-coupled receptor 21. NCBI's taxonomy places the organism in Eukaryota, Metazoa, Chordata, Aves, Passeriformes, Tyrannidae. The record is from RefSeq and is a predicted model, not a curated record. The transcript is spliced from 2 exons. The coding region runs from base 468 to 1514 and encodes 348 amino acids. Gene Ontology annotation, molecular function: G protein-coupled receptor activity. Gene Ontology annotation, biological process: G protein-coupled receptor signaling pathway. Gene Ontology annotation, cellular component: membrane.